Trichoplusia ni (cabbage looper) is the source of this 1948-nucleotide messenger RNA. Its product is annotated as lipase 3-like. The transcript has a single exon. The record is from RefSeq and is a predicted model, not a curated record. Gene Ontology annotation, biological process: lipid metabolic process. NCBI's taxonomy places the organism in Eukaryota, Metazoa, Arthropoda, Insecta, Lepidoptera, Noctuidae. The coding region runs from base 33 to 1820 and encodes 595 amino acids.
UUCUUUAAUUCGACACACAUCAAACAGGCAAGAUGAAGGCAGCUUGUGCGUUGAUCUGCCUCGCUCUCGCCCAAGGCAUCUCGGGCAGCAUCUUCAAGCAGCAGGGGCGUAUCGUCGACGACCUCGAUAUCCAGCCGCUCGAGUACAUCGACCAACAGCAACGUCAACAAUGGAACCAGCGCCAACUUACACUCCAGAACCAGCAGAACCGCGAUUGGUCUCAGAGCCAAGAGCUCCGUGAGCAGCCUGUUGUGGGUGUUGCGCAGUACCAGCACGCCUACCGGAACAUGCCUACCCAAGACUCCCAAGAACAGCGCUUCGUCUACAGACGCCCGAUAUACUGGCAUAACCACCAUCACCAGAAGACUCACCGCCACUCAAACAGCGGCAGCUCUCAGGAAUCUAAGGAAAUUAGAUACAACGUCAACCAGGAAGCCACUCUGCAAGAUGAGAGCCAAAUGUGGAACCCCGUUCUCCAGAACACAGUCAUGAACCAAGACACCCCGAAUGUCCAAGCUUUCGGAGACGCCAUUAUCUGGAGUGGAAUACAAAUGGCUGCAGGUCCCAACGCUCCCGUGCAGAACGAGAAAGAUAUCGAGAAAAUCUUCGGUGACGCUCGUAAUGCUAUGACGCACAUUAAAGAAACCGACAAGACCAAGUUCCACGAAGUGUUUGAAAUCGCCAGACAAGAAAACAACGAAGAUGCUCUGCUCAACGCCACUCAGCUGGCCCAAAAGUACCAGUACCCUAUUGAGGAACAUACCAUCACCACCGAUGAUGGAUACAUCCUCACUGUCUUCAGAAUGCCUCCUAAAAAGCUGGUACGUGACGUUCAGAAGAGACCUGUCGUGUUCUUGAUGCACGGAGUCCUCGGAAGUGCUGAUGACUGGUUACUUAUGGGCCCUGGUAAAUCCCUUGCCUACAUGCUGUCCGACGCAGGCUACGAUGUAUGGCUCGGUAACGCCCGUGGUAACAAGUAUUCGAGACGUCACGUGAGCAAGAGCCCAGCUGUGUGGGACUUCUGGCAAUUCAGCAACGAUGAAAUCGCUCUCCACGACUUGCCGGCUAUGAUCGAUUAUGCUUUGGAAAUUUCGCAACAAGAAAAACUUUACUACAUCGGUCACUCGCAGGGAACCACAGCCUUUUUCGCGUUGACUGCCACCCGACCUGAAUACAACAACAAGAUCAUCAUGAUGUACGCCCUGUCACCUAUGGUAUACAUGUCAAACGUACGUAGCCCGUUGUUCCGUAUGAUUGCACCAACGAGCCAAUUCCAGCAAAGGCUGAAAACUCAAUUUGGAUACGGUGCCUUUACUCCUAGCAAGGAGUUGAUUCACACCAUCGGCGGCGUUUUGUGCGAGAGUGAAAUUGGUUGCAAGAAAGUCUGCUCUAACUUGAACUUCGUGAUGGCUGGUGUUAAUGUCGACGGUAUGGAUGCCAACAUGCUCCCCAUUGUGAUGAGACACUUGCCAGCUGGUACUUCUACUAAGGUUAUCAGGCAAUACGGCCAAGGCGUUGCUUCCCAGGAAUUCAGAAGAUUCGACUACGGUGCCGAGAUGAACCAGCAGGCGUACGGCACACUGGAGCCGCCUAAAUACGAUAUGACAAUGGUGCAAGCCCCCGUGACUCUCUACUACAGCACAGAGGACUGGCUCGCUCAUCCUCAGGACGUGAUGAGACUACAGAAAGAGCUCCCCAACGUAACAGAAGCCUACAAGGUGCCUGUCGAUCACUUCAGCAACAUGGACUUCCAGUUCUCGACCAAGGCUCCUGAAGUAGUCUACACCCGCAUCAUUGAAUCCAUGAAGAACAUCCAUUGAUCAUAUUUUAUCCAAGAGGACUGUAUAAAUUAUUAUUUUGAAAUACUUAGAUGUAUCUUUUUUUACAUACUUAAUUAAGUUAUUUUUUACCUCUCUGGCGAUUAAAUAAAUCCGUCCAUUACUUAAAA